GCUUUUUAAAACGUAUUCCGAGGCUUCCCCUUCCGACCCUUCGUCUUCCUCUUCUUCUUCUUCCUCUGUAUUUUUUCUAUUAUUCUUUCUGGUCUUUUUCUCCUCUCUUCAUAAUACAUACGGUCGCAAUCCUUCUCCUUCUCUCUCUCUUUCAUUCACACCCAGUUCCACUUUCCUUUUUUAAGGGCUCCCACCACUCUGUGCCCUUAAACCCCUUUAACCCUAUUUUCCUCUUGUUUUAAUCUUCUUUUUCUUCUGAUUUGACUGGGGCCUUUUUCGUUGGGCGCCACUGCACUUCCUUUAAACCCUACUCAUACUCACUCUUCUUCCUUCUUUUAUUAUUAGACCUUAACCAAGCCGCAAAACACAAUCCCAAAUACUCUCUCCUCUCUCAUUCCUCUUUCUCUCUCUGUUUUCCUUUUAGUGAAGUCGGGAUAACAAGUCGUUGUUGUUUGCUUUACUUCUUCUGGGGGUGUUUUUCUUUUUUCCAGCUUUCUGUAAUAAUGGCUGAGAGUUUGGACGAUGGUGAGUUCUGGCUUCCUCCUAAGUUUCUUAACGACGACGACUUGUUCCUUGAGGAAAAGUGUGGGGGUAAUGAUGUUAAGAAUGGGAGACAUGGUGUUGGGUUGUACCCGUUUGGGCCUUUUGGGUAUGCUUCUGAUCUUGGUUCGCCGGUUGAAUCUCUGGUUGGUUCCAGCGAAACAGAGAGUGAUGAGGAGGAAUAUAUAGCUGGAUUGACGCAUCAAAUGACGCGUUCCACUCUGGAAGAUGGUUUUGGACUUGACAACUCUCAUGUUUGGGGAUCUUCUGGCUCACCGCAGUCAACGCUGUGCGCUAUGGGAAGUGGGUGCGGCUGCAAACAGGGCUCUAGCAGGGGAAGCCCCAAUGGCCAUUACCAAGCUUCUCAUCCGCAACUCACUUUGGAUCUACUUUUUGCCGCUGCCGGUGAAGUCUCGAAGAUGCGGAUGAAUGAAGAAGCAUAUGGUUUCAUUAACUCUCGUGGACCUCUUGCUCCCCCUAGAAAGCCCUCUCCCGUUUCUGUUCCGCUCAAAAACCGUGAGCCCGAAGCCGAAGUUUACCAGCAGCUGCAGGCUUCCCAAUUUCUACAUCUGAGACGACAGCAGCUUAUCGAGCAAAUGAACUCGACCGCUCGUGUAAGACAAACAAAGGGUUCUGUGAGACACCAUCAGCCCCAAAUGCUGCAAAACAGGGGGAGAAAUAGCGAGUUCUUCAACGGCAGAAACUGUCGCUCUGCAACUGCUGGGUUAACGUCCCAACCCACCUGGGCGGCUCCUCCUCGUAAACACACUGUCAACCCCCCGCCGAACGGUUCUGGCAUGAGGGCGGUCUUUCUCGGCGCUCCCGGCGGCAAGAGGGAAUGCGCCGGUACAGGUGUGUUUUUGCCUCGACAAGCCGGCGGCACCGUCUCUGAACCCCGCAAGAAGCCAGCAUGUUCGACUGUUUUGGUUCCUGCUAGAGUGAUGCAAGCCCUGAAUCUGAAUCUAGACGACAUGUACGUUCAGCGUAUUCAACCCCAACAACUUCAAACUCGCUCCCCCACAGCUUUCAACGCAGGGAAGAACGAUGUUUCUGUUAGGAUGCGAAGUGAAAGUUUGGUGUCGCAGGCAAAGGCGAAUCUCCGAGGGGCGGUGCCGGCAGUAAACCAUGACAUUGGGCUUCCACAAGAGUGGACUUACUGAAGCGACAACAACACCGCCAUUAGAAUAAAGCAAAGGGGUGGUGAUUAGAUUUUUACUUUACUAACUGCUGUGUUAUUUUAGGGGAAUUAAAAAAGGGUAGAUUAUGAUAAAGAAAAGUUAAUCAAGCUUUGUUAGAUUAAUGGGUUAUUAUAGGAAUAGAGUAUUUGUUUAAUAGGAAAGGUGUUGUUGGGAGAAAGGAAAGGAAAGGAAAGGAAAAGAAGAUAAAAGAAAAAGGGUUUUUGGUUUUUUGGGGAUCAGGAUUUUAGAUUUAGAUGAAAUAAACUUGUGUUUAAGUGGGGUUCUAAUUGUUAAUUUUGAUUUGGGGCUGAAAAAGCCAACUUAGAAUGAAUGUUAAUUGGAAUGGGAAGAAAAGGUAAAGAGGGGUUUUUCCUUUUUCUUUCUUUCUUUUGGUUUUGUGUUAAAAACUCUGCAGAAGAAGAGAAAAAAAAGUGUUAAGUAAGUUGGCUUCUUUUGUUUUUUGUGAAAGGGCAAAUUAGGAAAACUAUGUUUUGGAUUCUAAUUUGUCCCCUCCCCAUGCACCAAUAAAAUAAUAUAUAACAAAUUUUAUUUUGCCU
Benincasa hispida (wax gourd) is the source of this 2275-nucleotide messenger RNA. RefSeq lists its product as uncharacterized. The record is from RefSeq and is a predicted model, not a curated record. NCBI's taxonomy places the organism in Eukaryota, Viridiplantae, Streptophyta, Magnoliopsida, Cucurbitales, Cucurbitaceae.